Molecule: messenger RNA, 687 nt
Organism: Thamnophis sirtalis
Lineage: Eukaryota; Metazoa; Chordata; Lepidosauria; Squamata; Natricidae
Source: RefSeq, a predicted model, not a curated record
CCAAUAUGUCUGGAACAUUUGGUGGUGCCAAUGUGCCACAGGGAAUGUAUCCUCCGGCUCCUGGGGGCUACCCUUCUGCAGCUCCUGGAGGGUUCGGACAACCACCACCACAGGGUCAGCAGCCUUAUGGGAUGUACCCUCCACCUCCCGGAGGAAACCCCCCAACAGGGAUGCCAUCAUAUCCAUCAUACCCAGGUGGUCCGAUGCCACCUGCAGCGGCCCAGCAGCCUCAACCAGUGCCGUAUCCUGGGCAGCAGCCCAUGCCAAGUUAUCCAUCCGGUCCAGCUGUUAAUCCUUCGAUGCCAUCCUACCCAGGUUCUCCCAUGCCUACCGUCACCCCUGGAGUAGUAAGGACCUUUUUCUCUGUAUAUUUUGGCAGUCUCCUUUUAGUAGGAAGGGGAAAGAGGAAGGAUGUGGAUUUGAUCAAGGACCUGAAGUCAGAGAUCUCCGGAAACUUUGAGAAAACCAUUUUGGCAAUGUUGAAAACGCCUGUCCUCUUUGAUGUCACGGAAAUCCAAGAAGCUAUCAAGGUUUGUAUUUAAAAGAAAGUGACGCCUCUAUAAAUGUGUUGUCCGAUUCAAUGUUCAUUUCGUCUUUCUUUCCUGUCUCCACCCAAACUUACCCUUAAAAUAAUAUUUUUUCUUUUGCCUUUUUCUGCUGACUAUCAGCAGAAAGGCCUUGCAUUCA